GUCGUGUCUUCUUGUCGGCUUUACGUGAACGGUAGAAGUCGAACCGUUGGUUGUCGUGAUUGAUUUAAAGCCCUAAUGAGAUCCAUCGAUCAUCGUCUAAUGGAGGAAUCAGCUGAUACGUCUUCCUCUUCCUCUUCCCCUUAUUUCUCUAUUUUCACGAAUUAUCCUCUGAUCUCCGCCGUCUUAGCUUUUACCAUCGCACAAGUCAUCAAGUUCUUUACCACCUGGUAUAAGGAAAAGAGAUGGGAUCUGAAACGACUUGUUGGGUCAGGAGGGAUGCCUUCUUCACAUUCGGCAACAGUCACAGCUCUAGCUAUGGCUGUUGGUUUACAAGAAGGCUUUGGAGGAUCUCAUUUCGUUAUCGCUUUCAUUCUCACUUCCAUUGUGAUGUAUGAUGCAACUGGUGUAAGAUUACAUGCUGGACGCCAAGCCGAGGUUCUCAAUCAGAUUGUGUAUGAACUCCCAGCAGAGCAUCCCCUCGCUGAAAGCAUGCCACUGCGUGAACUUCUCGGUCAUACGCCUCCACAGGUCGUUGCGGGUGGAGUGCUUGGAACUGCCACAGCAGUUUUUGGAUACUUUAUCACCUUGAUAGUCAAAUAGCUAUUUAAUAAGGUGCAGUAAAAGCUCGCAUUUUCUAUUCCAAUAUCGUGUGUGGGUGCCACUGGUGCAUAGCUGAAACAGCCAUAUUUGUGUUUUUGCUAGUUAGCAUUUAUCUUUAUCAUUGACAGCAUAGUAUAUAGGUUUGAUCAUGUAAGGAAAACAUGAAAAUGUCAUUACACAGAUUGAUGAAGUUGUAAAAAAGGAGCUUGUGCCGUGAACUACAAGUCGACAACGAACAUGAUCUAUUUGGAUGUAGCAGAAGGCAUACUUUGAUAAUCAGCUUUAUGAAAAGUUCUAUCUCUCUCGUAAAUUUUAGAGUAGCAUCCAAUGCAAAUCAAAUCCAAGCAGUGGAUCCUCUCUCCCAAAUCUUGAGGUUAUUCCACCUCGAAGUUUCAUCACUUUUAAUUUCCUUUUAACUUCCAUGAGAUAGGCAUAGUUUUUUCAUGUAGUAAUGCUUAUUUUUCUCUAAAUUAUUUGGCUCAUUAAACACAUGUCUUAGCAUUAACUUAAGUCUCCUAUGCCACUUGAUGGAUAUUGAUUCCUUUAAUGUUGAUUCAACCUCCUGAGAAGAAUCAGUAGAUGUAUAGUAUAAAUAAAUACGUCAAGAUGGACAAGGGAACAUACUUGUCUUCUCCGACUAGUCGCCGCUCCGAAAUCACCAGUUCAAGACUCAUCAUCAGGAAUAUAAGAGGUUGUGACUUUAAAUGGUUCUACUCAUAAUUUCCAUGAAGCAAAUGUGGUGAGGAUGAAGAAGGAUGACAACAGAAAGGUUAGUAGUCUAUGUCCCCAUGAAAGAGAUUGUGGAUGAGCAUUCUGGAUGCAGGGGGGACAUUGAUAGAGGAAAGAACAAACGGAAAUAUCAAAGAUCGGUCUUGUCGAUUUGAUACACUAUAAUCUACGCCCGGACUUUACAUUCCACUAACUUCACUUCUAAAAAAAAGAAAAAAACUUCACUUCUAAAGUAAUAAUUUCAAAACUCAAUUUGAUGCAGUUACUUUUAAAGUUUCUGUGUAAAUAAAAUUUUACAUAAAACUGCACGAACCAUGUUUCUAUCUAUGAUAUUUCUAAGUACAUGGACCAAUAAAACCUGCUUUAAGUAAUGUUAUAUUGUUCAGAUUUUUUUUGUUUUCUUAUACAUUAAUCCAUCCCAGUUUACAGCUACUGAAUGCACUCUUUCAUCAAUAAUCAGAAACUUAGCAGAAACAGAAAAUGUGAGUUAAAAGAAGUACCAUAAUAAUGAAUCCAUAAGAAACCAAAGACGGUCCACAAGCAGUAGAGGGGACUGUCAGGAGGACCACGUGAGUUUGUCAGUCAAACACGGACCCGCCUUUGUUCCCAGCCCGGACCGACAAAACCCAUCUCUCGCCGCUCCUUCCAAGAUCUCUACCCGUACACGUGCCAUAGUCUUCACGAAACUGCCUUCUUUUAAAAUCUUAAUCAAAGAUUCUAAAGUUACCGUUAAAAAGUACAAGUGUAUCUUUAAAAAACACCACUCUCGGGAACUACAUUAGAAGUUUUAACUUUUUUCAUAAACUCUUUGCUUCAUCCGAGAUUCCUCCUAAUUGUUUGUGAUUGUUCCCAUUGCAUUUGCAUUUGCAUUAUUACCAUCGCUUUAUAUUAUUAACACUGUAUUUAGUAGUAUUAUAAUGGUGAUUGUUUAGUCACUUUCUCCCCACGUACACAUGAUUAUUAAUAAUACUAUUUUUUUUGACCAAAAAAAAAUAAUAAUAAUACUAUUUUCUAACAGUGUUCGCAGCAUUUUCACGAACGAACCAGAUCUGAACAUUAUUAUAAAAACCAUUACCACUAUUAAAUCUGAAAAGAAAACAAAGAAAAACCCUGGGCCUAUAUGAUUCUGUGUUAACUGAUGUUUAAGAGACUUACAGUCAGAUUAGUGAUACGUAGAAGAAGUAUUCAAGCGAUUUAAAAGAAUGGUACGUAGUUGCCUAAUUAUGCAAAUACUAGA
Messenger RNA from Brassica rapa (field mustard), 2566 nucleotides. RefSeq lists its product as uncharacterized. The record is from RefSeq and is a predicted model, not a curated record. NCBI's taxonomy places the organism in Eukaryota, Viridiplantae, Streptophyta, Magnoliopsida, Brassicales, Brassicaceae.